AUGAUGAAUCGUUCUGGUGAUAUUGACAUUGAAUUGAAACGACUGACGCCUCUCGAAGAUUUGCAGAGUGAACCUUUUGUUACAAUAAAGCAAUCUCUUCAACUGAUCGAGCCCAUCAUUGCCAACUUAUCAUCAUAUAUUAAGACAGCUGAAACUCGUUGUCGUUUCCCAUCAGAUCAUGGAUUAUCACAAGAUGAGUCCACUGCCAUAUAUCUUUAUACAAUGAACUGGCAAGACGAUAGUUUAUAUGCUGUGCUAAACGAAGCAUUGCGAUCUCAAAAAGUGAAACAUUGA
Messenger RNA from Adineta ricciae, 294 nucleotides. The record is from the annotation of a GenBank genome assembly. NCBI's taxonomy places the organism in Eukaryota, Metazoa, Rotifera, Eurotatoria, Adinetida, Adinetidae.